Messenger RNA from Chaetomium globosum CBS 148.51, 531 nucleotides. RefSeq lists its product as uncharacterized. The transcript is spliced from 2 exons. NCBI's taxonomy places the organism in Eukaryota, Fungi, Ascomycota, Sordariomycetes, Sordariales, Chaetomiaceae. The record is from RefSeq and is a predicted model, not a curated record. Bases 1 to 531 code for a protein of 176 amino acids.
AUGUCGUCGCAAUUCCAAUCCUCCGGCCGGGGCGGCGCCGGCAACAUCGUCGACAGCUCCAAGACGGCGCAAAUUCAACCCGAGGACCUACAAACCCCAACACUCAAAACCUCCAUGGUAACCACAGGCCGCGGCGGGACGGGCAACUUUGCCGCGGGCCUCGACGCCGAAGAAAAGCGCCGCCGCCAGGACGUUGAACCUGUCGUCCGCCGCCCCAGCCACGGCGCUAUGCACGUCGGCCGCGGGGGCACGGGCAACGUGGUCAAGGACACCCCGAGCCCCGCGAAGUCGCCCGUCCCUACCACGGCUACGUCUGGGGCUACGGUGUCAGAGAAACCGGCAAGCCCUCCCGCUACUGCUGCUGCUGCUGCUACUGCUGCUGUGGUAGAGAGGGAGAAGAGCAGGUCGCCCGUGAGUGGGGAUUCGGGGAAGGAGGACAGCGAGGGUGAUGAUGUGGCGGUGCUGGCGCGCAGGCCUGAGGAGAUUGGGUGGGCGGAGAAGGGGAAGAAUUUGCUCUUUGGGAAGAAGUGA